This is a messenger RNA of Rhodotorula graminis WP1, 1293 nucleotides long. RefSeq lists its product as uncharacterized. The transcript has 6 exons. Lineage: Eukaryota; Fungi; Basidiomycota; Microbotryomycetes; Sporidiobolales; Sporidiobolaceae. The record is from RefSeq and is a predicted model, not a curated record. Gene Ontology annotation, molecular function: phosphatidylcholine lysophospholipase A1 activity; monoacylglycerol lipase activity. Bases 34 to 1176 code for a protein of 380 amino acids. Gene Ontology annotation, biological process: phosphatidylserine catabolic process; monoacylglycerol catabolic process. Gene Ontology annotation, cellular component: endoplasmic reticulum membrane.
GCUCUGCAGCCCUCAAGAACGUAGCGCGUUACCAUGAGCCUCCUCAGUCGAGCCCGUCUCAUCGUCACGUCUACCCUCGUCGCCUACCUCGCCUUCCUCGCCUCGCUCACCUACGAGCCCGUCCAGAACAGCCUCAUCUACCUUCACGGCCUCCGCUUCCCGCACGGCACCGACUUUGCGCGCCCUGAACUCGUCGGCUUCGCGCCGGCCAAGGUCCGCCCCUUCAACCUCACGACCCACGACGGCGCUCGACUCGGCGCGUGGCAGGUCCUGCCCCGCAACCUGUACGAGGACGCGAUCGCGACGUACGGCGUGCCCGAGGACGGCCCGCUGCCGGACCACGUCUUCGACCAGGCGCUCCACAAAUUGACGACCGUCCUCUACUUCCACGGCAAUGCGGGCACUCGCGCCGCCGGCAACCGCGUCCGCGUCGCGCGCCACAUGAGCGACAUGGAUGCCUCGUUCUUGAUCGUCGACUAUCGAGGGUUCGCCGACUCGUCGCGCACGCCACCGCCGAGCGAGGAGGGUCUCCUCACCGAUGCGCGCCGGGCGUGGGACUGGCUCGUCGUCGACAAGGGCGUCGCGCCGGCCCAAGUCGCCGUCAUGGGCCAGAGCCUUGGGACCGGCGUCAGCGCGGGCCUCGUCGCGAGGCUCGCCGACGAGGGCGUCGCACCGAGGGCGCUCGUGCUCGUGGCGCCGUUCUCGUCGAUCCCGACCCUCCUCGAGACGUACCGCCUUGGCAACCUCAUCCCGAUCCUCUCGCCCCUGCGCCACUUCCCCCGCGUCCUCGACUCGCUCCUCGCCCUCCUCAAGACGCGCUUCGACACGCACGCCGUCAUCCACAGCAUCACAUGCCCGAUCCUGAUCCUCCACGCGCACAACGACCCCGUCAUCCCGCUCGCGCACACGCGCCGGCUCGCCGACCAGCUCCUCGGCCCGCUCGUCGCACCGCACGCGGCCGACUCGGACGAGGCGGCGCACGAGGCGAGGAGACACGUGGUCAGGGAGCGCAGGGUUGGCGGGUGGGGCGUCGUGAGCCGCUUUGAGCGCGGUGAGGGGCUGGGAGAGGUCGUCUGGGCCGAGGCGGUCAAGGGCGCCCAUAAUGAGAUCGGCACGGGCGAGUUCUCGAUUGAGCUGAUCAAGGAGAUCAUCUUCAAGGGCAAGGCGAGCGUGUAGCGCGGUGGCGGUCCGGGCGGGAUCGCGGUUUGUCGAGGUGACGAGAGAGUGGGCGGCCAUAGAUGCUUUGUGAGGCUUGCUUCAGUACAUGGGCUCGUGCAGUACUUUUUUCUCAGU